UAUAUUUGUGUUAGUCUGUGCACUAUAUACUAUAUAUUUUGUUAAUCGGUUAUGUAAAUCUUCAGUUAUCGUGAUGACAGACCAUGAUAUCGAGUCAGUAAGUAGACAUGUAGUGUUCUAAAAACUUGAAUCUUGGAUCCACCUAUCUAUCCGAGUGCAGGUCAGGGGGAGAUAAUUCACAAUAAACACAGGAGUCCACAGUGCACAGAUAGAGAACAUUCGUCCAUAAAAUGCCAGUUAUCUUCAGAGAACUAGGCCUAGAAAAUUGAUGAGUAUCUUCUACCUUAAUUAAGUUGUCUGAAUAUGGCGACCAGUUACAUGUAUCAGCAUUACGUAGAAUGUGAAGAGUGCAGUAGUGAUGUAAGAGAGCCUGUACAGUGGCACUGUACAAAACACAAACGUAGUCUUUGCGACACUUGCAAAACAACGCAUAAUUCAAACCAGUGUAAAAUAAUUCCUUACACUGAUAGAUUCAAUGAAAAUUUCGACAAGAACCCAACCUUUGCCUCAGAAGUCACGUGCCCUUACAAUUUUUUGAGGGACAUCGGAAGCGCAGGUCAUGAUCAGUUUUGGAUCUUGAGUUCAAGAAGCAAAGAUUUGAAACUUAUAGAUUCAAAAGGUCAAGAAAUAAAAAAUGUGAAAACCGACGAUCAGCCAUGGCGCCUGACUGUGUCACAUGACCGGAAGUUCGUCUUUUACACAGAUAUCAGAGCCAAGGUCGUCAAGAAAGUUGAUGCAAAGUCUGGGAAAAUUGCACAGAUGUUCGCAACAGGAGAAUACGAGCCUAGAGGUAUAGGAGCCUGUCAAUCCGGGCAUCUAUUGGUGUGUCUCUAUAGCUCCAAAAACAUGUCUGGUAAGGUCAUCAAGUAUAACCAGGCUGGGAAAGAAAUUUCGGAAAUCGAGUAUGAUAAAAACAAACGAAACCUGUUCACGAAACCUCAAUACGUCAUCGAAAACAAAUUCGGCGGAAUAUGUGUUUCCGACUCUGAGAGGCGGGAGGUAAUUUUAGUGGACGAAAACGGGGAUCAUCUAUUUUCUUACGACGGAAACAAAGCCAUAGGUGUUUUAGAACAGUUUACGCCGGAGGGAAUUGCCACGGACAGCCGCGGGAAUUUUCUGGUUGCCGACUUCUGGAAUAGUACCAUUCACAUCAUUAAGGACAACGGGGCUUUCGUGUGCUACUUACUCUUUGGGAAAAUAGAGAGCCCCACUGGAAUCACAAUCGAUGCCAGUGACAGACUGGGCGUCUGUGAGUACAGCACUACUAGCGGAGUGGUCAAGGUUCUGUCUUAUCUUAAGUAGUGUGUGCACGUGUAAAUUUGUCUCCUUUUAUUUCAGUAGAGUAAGUUUGUGGACUUUGAAGUUUGCUUACAUGGAAUGUGCUAUGUUUAAUACAGGGGUGUGAUAUUUCCUCUUUUUAGAGGAAAUCCUCUAAUUCGCUCAAUUUUCGAAGAAAGGAAACACCAGGGGCGGAUCCAGGAAUUGUGGUUAGUGGCGCCACUUUAUGAGGCAGGGGGUCUGGGGGCCGCCUUGAGGCCCCCCAGUGGAUCCGGAAGCUCCUGGAUUUUACAGGUUUCAUAGAGCUUGAAAUGUGUCUCAUAUUUAGUCAUUUGUACUAUUUUCUAUCAUUUUUUAUAAGGUGACUUUAAUAAAAAUGACGCAAAUUUUAAGGGUUUUUAGGAAAAAAUUAAGUUCUCCCAAUACAGUAUUUCAAUAAAACAAAAUAUUUUGUUAUUUAUUUCUCCGGGAGUGGGUAAAUGAUUGCUUCUUUUAUCGGUUAGUACAUUUUUCUAAACAAGAUACCACGAUUUACCUUAAAUUUGAAAAUUUUAGGGGGGGGGGGGGGCACCGGCUGUGCCCCCACCCCCCCUUAAAUCCGCCACUGAACACCCUGGGUUUGAUCUAAAGCAGCAGAAAAUAAUAUUUUUCAGGUAGGGUGAGGUGUUUUCCUCCCUUUUUGACCAGUUUUUCUCUGAUUUCUGAGGAAUCCGGUCACAUCCCUGUUAAUAGAUAUUUUCAUAUACAAUGCAGAUUAUGUAAAAAUCUUUAUAUAUAUAUAUAUAUAUAAUUGUUACAUUUCUUGCGAUCAUUGCAUUAAAAAAAAUUAAAAAAUGUUUAAGACA
Messenger RNA from Ostrea edulis (European flat oyster), 2123 nucleotides. Its product is annotated as tripartite motif-containing protein 2-like. Gene Ontology annotation, molecular function: protein binding. Bases 304 to 1302 code for a protein of 332 amino acids. The transcript is spliced from 2 exons. NCBI's taxonomy places the organism in Eukaryota, Metazoa, Mollusca, Bivalvia, Ostreida, Ostreidae. The record is from RefSeq and is a predicted model, not a curated record.